AUGGCUGAUGCUGCUAUCGUUGUUCCUUUUGGUGUACUGAAGUCUCAGACCAAAACAUUUGAUCCUAAACUUCCGAACCAGAAGGAAGAAGCCAUUGAGGACAUAGGGGUGGGAAUUGCAGAUAAGAUUGUGUUCUGGCUAAAAGUAGAGUCAUUGGUUGUUAUUGCAGAGACAUCAUAUGGCUACAGUAGCUGCUGUUAA
Molecule: messenger RNA, 201 nt
Organism: Dovyalis caffra
Lineage: Eukaryota; Viridiplantae; Streptophyta; Magnoliopsida; Malpighiales; Salicaceae
Source: the annotation of a GenBank genome assembly